CCGGGAGAGCUUUUUUCGGAUCCUCCCCUUCCUCUCCCUCCCCAGGCGUUUUCUUUCCUUUUUUUUUUUUUUUUUUUUUUGAGAGGUUUUUCCCAACUUUCCAGAAGUUUCUCCCCGGCCCCUUAUAUACCCCCUCCGCCCGCCCGGGAGGUGCACAAGGGGAGCAGAGGAAAGGCAGCAGCCCCAUUCCGCAGGUCCCCAAGGGUGUUGGGUGCUGCCGAAACCAUGUGGAUUAUUGCGGUGCUCGCCCUCUGCGGCCUGGCUGCGGCCGUGCCCUCGGAGGACAGGAAGCUGAGCGACAAGGCCACGACGCUGGCCGACCGCAGCACCACGCUGGCCUUCAACCUCUACCACGCCAUGGCGAAGGACAAGGACAUGGAGAACAUCCUGCUGUCCCCCGUGGUCGUGGCCUCUUCCCUCGGCCUCGUGUCCCUCGGGGGCAAGGCCGCCACCGCCUCCCAGGCCAAGGCGGUGCUCAGCGCUGACAAGCUGAACGACGACUAUGUGCACAGCGGGCUGUCGGAGCUCCUGAACGAGGUCAGCAACAGCACGGCCCGCAACGUCACCUGGAAGAUCGGCAACCGCUUGUACGGCCCUGCCUCCAUCAACUUCGCCGACGACUUCGUGAAGAACAGCAAGAAGCACUACAACUACGAGCACUCCAAGAUCAACUUCCGAGACAAGAGGAGCGCCCUGAAAUCCAUCAACGAGUGGGCGGCCCAGACCACGGAUGGGAAACUGCCGGAGGUCACAAAAGACGUCGAGAAAACUGAUGGAGCCCUCAUUGUCAAUGCCAUGUUCUUCAAGCCUCACUGGGAUGAAAAGUUCCACCAUAAGAUGGUAGACAACCGUGGCUUCAUGGUGUCCCGGUCCUACACCGUGGGUGUUCCUAUGAUGCAUCGCACAGGUCUCUACAACUACUAUGAUGAUGAGACAGAGAAGCUCCAGGUGGUAGAGAUGCCACUUGCUCACAAACUCUCCAGCAUGAUCUUUAUCAUGCCAAACCACGUGGAGCCUCUGGAGAGGGUCGAGAAACUGCUGAACAGGGAACAGCUGAAGACCUGGGCUGGCAAGAUGAAGAAGAGAUCUGUGGCCAUCUCACUGCCUAAAGUCGUCCUGGAAGUCAGCCAUGACCUUCAGAAACACUUGGCUGACCUGGGCCUGACCGAAGCCAUUGACAAAACCAAGGCUGACCUGUCAAAGAUCUCGGGCAAGAAAGAUCUUUACCUGUCCAACGUCUUCCACGCCGCUGCUCUCGAAUGGGACACGGAAGGGAACCCCUACGAUGCUGAUAUCUACGGCCGGGAGGAGAUGAGGAACCCCAAGCUCUUCUAUGCUGACCACCCCUUCGUCUUCCUGAUCAAGGACAGCAAAACCAACUCCAUUCUUUUCAUUGGCAGGCUCGUGAGGCCCAAAGGAGACAAGAUGCGUGAUGAGUUGUAGUUUUAUUUUUUUUUCCAGAGCUUGUUUUGGUUUGUGUUUUUUAGUGGGGGAUUUCAAAAAAGGGGAAACACUAUUUUGUAUCCUUCUCGAACUAUGGGUGCUAUUCAGACCAGGGUGCAUUGUGAUGAGAAACCAGCAUACACUUUACCUCACCCCCAAAUACUCUUAUUGCACAAACCCACCUCCAGAGGAACAGGGGAGCCUGGCACAAGAGGGUCACCAGGAAUGGUUGGGAACUGGCACGUGCUCUCUGGGCACCUCAGCUGAGAUGCUCAGGCUGAUGCCUCGCACCUCCCUGCGCUAAAAUUAAGCCUCCUGCUACUACCACCAGCCCUGCAAAGGCACCGGCCCACCACCCUUCCAUCUCAAACGCUUGUGCACAUUUAGCUCUGCUUUCCACCCCCACCCCCCCCACACUUUGGUGCUGUGAAACGCUAUGCCGUAGCUGCUCUGAUCCCUCUGCGGUUGUCUCUUGCUUGUGAUGGAAGGCAGACGCAUGCUUGUCUCUUUCUUUCCUAAGUGGUACAAAACAGAGCAAAACAAGGGCUGAUUCUGGGGUUCAGCCCCAGGCAUGCCAGCGGGAGCAGAACAGGACAGUGCCAGCAGGUAAGAGCCGAGGUUGCACGGAGCUGUGCCUUUCUGUCCUGCCUAACCCUUGCUCUGGAUGAUGGGUAGAUGCUUCAGCAAGGCACCAGCUCCUUAGCUAGAACACCGCAAAGCCAGGCACAGCUUUGGUCUACGCUGCAGAGAAGCGAAAGAGAAGAGGAGCCUCUAGAACGAGGUCCCACUUGAGGUCCCUUCAAACGCUUCUGCGAGGAAUUCCUAUAAAUGGCUGUGCUCCACGUUUCCAGGAAUCACGGAGGGGGCUCUUGGGCCAACAUCCGUAAAUAAAACAUCCUGUACCGGGCCAACAGAGGAACUUCUCGCUGCUUCUGCAUCAGCUCAUAGGGAUGUCAAAGUUUACACUGUGAAGGUUCCCCCAGUUACAGCCAGGGCUAGAACCCAUCAGCUCCCGGGGCAGGCUGAGGCCCUCCUGCUGGCCUCUCGCAGGGAGGUGGAUCAGGUCUCAACCCCACUUUCUUGUAUAAUUUAGCUUUCGAGCUGCCAUUACCCAGCUUCCUACUGACCCUUUUCUGACGCUCCUUUCUCCUCCGUGAUACUUUAGCUCCCUGUCGGCUGACCUGGACAAGGGCACACUGAAAAACAAAUGUAUUUAUGGUUAUAUACGUAUUUAUGUCUGAUGAUUAGCAAGUUUCACAGCCUGCUCCAGCCUCCACUUGGAGGCUUUUCCUAUCUUCCUCUCAUUAAGGGACGUUGUCAGGUUAAUACUAUUUAAAGAAAUAACCAAUGCAACCCCACAAGCAUCGAAGCACAGGUCAGGUAAGCCUUGCUAUGCACUGAGACAGAGCAAAUCAUGACAAAUUACUGAAAUGAGAGAGAAAUCUGAGUGUCAUAAAUUAGCAGCAGUUAUUUGGAACCAGCAACGACAGCGUGAAUGCGUUGCUUUUACUUCCCUUCCAAUGCAUUCGCUGUCAGGCUGCUUUACACAAGCCCAAUACUGCAUUUUUUUCAGACCAUAUAUAGGACUGUCUCCACUUAUUUAUUAAGU
This is a messenger RNA of Cygnus olor (mute swan), 3052 nucleotides long. RefSeq names its product serpin family H member 1 (gene SERPINH1). The coding region runs from base 226 to 1443 and encodes 405 amino acids. Gene Ontology annotation, biological process: collagen fibril organization; negative regulation of endopeptidase activity. Gene Ontology annotation, molecular function: collagen binding; serine-type endopeptidase inhibitor activity. NCBI's taxonomy places the organism in Eukaryota, Metazoa, Chordata, Aves, Anseriformes, Anatidae. The transcript is spliced from 5 exons. Gene Ontology annotation, cellular component: endoplasmic reticulum. The record is from RefSeq and is a predicted model, not a curated record.